Molecule: messenger RNA, 3480 nt
Organism: Cladocopium goreaui
Lineage: Eukaryota; Dinophyceae; Suessiales; Symbiodiniaceae
Source: the annotation of a GenBank genome assembly
AUGCAUAUUCCUCUGAUAGUGUACUUCCUCUUCGCUUGGGUCAGUAAUGCUACUGAUUGCGACUUCGUGGAUCAAUGUCACGCCAUUGGUGCGACACUGCUGCAGUUGGUUGAAUGGUGCUCCUAUCCUGCACCUAUGCGAGAUUUGUGGAUCUGGGCGACCAUUUUGAGUCGUUUUGACGCGUUGAUCACUUUGGAUCAAAAGGAUGAGUCAUACAUUAUGCGGAGUUUCGAAUGCGCGUGGCCAGCUCGUGGCCAUGUUCCAAAGCCUUUGCACUACUUGCUGCGCAUUCCAUCUUUGCCACGCUCUGUGAAUGUUUUGCACUCCUUCAAUGUCGUGCUCGACAGCUGGCAAAAGUUUCUUCCUACUCAGUACGAGCACCUGAUUCCUUAUGACCGAGAUGAGAUGUUCCGGUCUCUGCAGACCUUGUCUUGGUGGAAUGCAAAUUUUCUUUUCAUUUUGACGGAUAGCCCACCAUCUUCCGGCACUGAUGACGGAGAGAAAGAUGCAGAUGAAGAUCCCGUGGAUCGCUUUCCUGAUGAUUUGCUGACAAAGAAAUUUCGUGGGAUGGAGGACACCAGCCUCCAUCCCACGAAAUUUCUUUGUCAGCAAAUCAUCCUGGCAAACGUGCUGAAGGUGCCUUCACCUGCCGACGCCACGAACGUGGCCAGUGCUGUCUUUCCGACUGCAACGGAGGUUGGCCGCGUCCCCGAUCUGCGCGCUGCGUCCGCAAGACACCGGAGGAGCUCUGCAGUUGCCUUGGCGAGUGCAGGUGCACCCCUGGUUGCGUUGGCCUCCAUGCGUGGUGCCGCGACACGUGCGCGGCGAAGCAAGGCAGCAUACAAGGUGCCCUGUCAAGCGCAGGAUGAGAGCGAGGCCGCAGAACAGCUUGCGGCCCUAGAAGCUGAACUGGAGGCCCUGGAGGAUGAAAUGGAGGAGGAACGACUGCGGCAAGCAGAUCUGGAUGAAGCCCAAACCAUGGACAAGAUCCAGCAACGCUUCAAAGAUGCUGCGCCCGGCUUAGACUCCGAAGUGGUGCCUGGAAGGGGCUCUGCCGCCGUGGGCGUCGCGGCCAGCGUGUGCGUCUGCGGCGUGAGUGGCGAAGACACGGUGGCGCAGCGGGUGCUGAGACGCCUCCAGGAGGAGGCUGUUGAGACGCCUCUGUUUCUGGGCUUCGACGAGUUGGGCAGAUCGCCUCCAGAUCGCCAUGCAAAAGGCCUGAAUUGGUUGUUGACCUGGGUGGCUGGCAUCAAUGGCAUCGACCCCGGUCACAUGCUACAGGCAUCGUUUCCCACACUGCCCUUCCACGGGCCCAUCCGGCCCAACUGCACCGUGUCCCAAACGCCCGCGCGGAAGCCGCCCAAGUUGGAUGAGCGACCCAUGCGCUUCCGGGAGCACGGCCUGGUGGCGCCCUCGCCGGGGAUCAACGCCCCUGCAGCUUUUCAUGAGGCCCACUACACCGUGAACGUGUGCAGGCUAAAAGGUCGCGGCCUUGCAUCGCCCUUCGCAACCAGCUUGGACAAUGCGGCCUUCCCGCACUUCUUCUCAAUGGCACGAGCAGAGGAUGUAGCGGCCUUCGCCUCACAGACCCCUUUACCUCCUGUGGGUCGUCCUGGUGGUGUUCCGCUCCCCACACGGGUGGUGAAUGCACAGGACUCCUACUCCUUUGCGCGGGCCGAAGAUAUUUCAGGGAGGCCUUCUCUGCAAGAUACUUGGCCUAACUGCGCCGGCGGCACCGGCCAGAUAGUCUUUAGUGAGGCCUCGACGCAAUUUGGAAUGGAAGAGCCCGCGGAGACCUCGGCGCCGAGCAGCCACUCUCUGACCUCCACAAUGGCCUCCCCGGAAGCUCUGGCCACGUUCCCGUUCGUGGUGCGGGAACGGGGAGUCGAGAGCGGCACCUUCGCGGGGACGUGUCGGGCCGCGCGCCUGGCGUUCCGGCGCUGGUGGCCGACUUUGGCGCGGUGGAUGUUGCUGGAGUUACUGCAGGGGGUCACCCGCACAGGGCAGUCAGCUGUCUACUAUGACACGCAUGACGACCCUGACGCGGCCCCGCCUCGCCCGAGGGGCCGAGGGCUGAGUCACGCAGAAGCGUGGUAUGAAGGGCUCUCCUGGCGAGUGGCCGCCCUGCCCCAAGGCCUUGACGCACCAAGCGUUGACGCACCAAGCGCCGCCAAGGCGCGGCAGCACGGGGCAGCAGAGGUGGUUAAAAUGGCCGCGACCGCCCUCGCCGUUGCCGCUCUCAGCGUGGCGGGCACGUUGCUCACGCGCGAGGAGGCUGAGGAGUGGUCGCCCGUCCCUGCUGGCCGCAACGGGCGGGCAAGCUUCGAAGCUUAUGACCCGCUGGCCAAGCCUGCUCCGGCCCCGUGCGGGGCAGCGGCGAGCCCAGAAGCGGCAUGGAUGAAAUUCGAAGAGGUCGACGAAGCCUUGAAGAACUGCACGGCUGCAGUCAUUUGCCCGGAGCCUUCAGAGGCCUCGGAGUCGGCGCUGGAGGGCGCCAAGUUGGCGCUGCGCCAGGUCUUGACGGGCGCGGAAGAGCUGAAGCAGGUGAUCUUGUUAAGCCAUGUUGGGGCACAGGACAGCAAGGGAGGGUUCAACCUGGGUGCUUUCUUCAGCCCCAGUGGGACCUCCUGGGCCAGCAUUGAGGAUGAGCUGACCUCUACAGCCCGCGCUCGAAGCGCCCAAAAGGCGCUACGCCACGUCAUCGUACGGGUUUCGGAUCCUCCACCUACAUCAGCGUCGAGACAGGUGCGAUGUUUGCCUGCAGAUGAAAGUGCCGAGGGCUACACCAGCCCAGAAACAGCGGCAGAGGCCAUCUACCAGGUCUUCAAUCGCUCCGUGAAUUCGAGCUUCAUUGUGCUGGAGGCGCUGAAAGAUGCUGAUGAAAUGGAUGAAAUGGAUGGUGAGAGCGAUGCUCCAGCGCCUGACUGGGGUGAGCUGUCGGAUGCUCCAGGGGACUCAGGGGACUCAGGGGACUCAGUUGCUGCCCUUCGUGGGCCCCGAAGUCUGGCGAAUCGAGGUGCAAAGCGUUACGCGCACGGUGCCUGGCAGCCCAGGAUGACACAUGGAAUCUCCGCAACGCUAUUUCUCCAGCAAUGGGCGGAUGAGUUUUUUGGUCCCGGCAAAAGCGCCUUGCGACAGGGUGUCCGGCGGCCCAGGGAUGAUGUUUCGUCCAUGAGUUGGAAGAUGAAGUCCACAUGUUCCGUUUUUUCCAUUUGGUCAUUUAACAGUUUGCUAUUGAACAUCGCCAUUCUUGUGAAUAGGUCAUAUAUAUAUAAUAGUUACGAUCGGCCAUUUUCAUCCAUUUUCCUUCGAUUUUCGUUUCAAAAUGUGGACCAAAUUAAGGAACAUUUCGAUGGAAGGCGAAAGGGGGUACAUGUUUGGUGGAUAUGUGUGGUGGGUUUUGUGAAUUUGACACUUGACAUGUUUGUUCUGGUUGGUGGUUUGGAACAUUUUUUAUUUUUCCAUAGAUAUUGGAAAUAA